AAAUUAAGAUUAUCAUCUAUAUCAUUUAUAUCAUUUAAAUAACAAAGCUAUUUCUUAAAAUGUCAGCAACUAAUGAAAAUUUAUGAUAAAGUAAUAUGAUAGCACUAAAAUAGUUGCCAGUAUGGCUUCAAAUACUCGAAAAAAUAAUUUCAAGGUUGUUUUACUUGGAGAGGGUUGUGUUGGAAAAACAAGUAUUUUGUUACGCUAUUGCCAAGAUAAAUUCAAUGACAAACAUUUAACCACUUUACAGGCUGCAUUUUUAAAUCGACGCUUAAAUAUAGAUUCUAAAAGAAUAAAUCUUUCCAUUUGGGAUACUGCAGGUCAAGAGCGAUUUCAUGCACUUGGUCCCAUCUAUUAUAGAGAUAGUCAAGGAGCGAUCUUAGUUUAUGACAUUACAGAUGAGGAUUCUUUUCAAAAGGUGAAGAAUUGGGUCAAAGAAUUACGUAAAAUGUUAGGUGAAGAAAUUUGCUUGUGUAUAGCAGGGAAUAAAAUUGAUAUGGAAAAAGAAAGACAUGUGCUGGUUUCUGAAGCAGAAGAGUAUGCGAAAUCUGUUGGUGCCAAGCAUUAUCAUACUUCAGCAAAACUGAAUCGCGGAAUCGAAGAAAUGUUUCUUGAUCUAACGAAAAGUAUGGUUGAGAAGCAAACUCUCGAGGAGGCUGAAAUUGAAUCCAAUCCAAAUUCUGCUAAAGCCAAAGAGCUAUCUCUUCGUAAAAAAAACGUUGUAAUAAUUGAGGAAGAACCUCAAAAAAAAUCAGGAUGUUGCUCAUCGAAGUGAAAAACUAUUAUGUCGCUUAGAUAAAUGAAAUUUUACUUAAUGGUCAAAAAGCUAAUUGACUAAUUCAAAUGCACCUGAAAACUAAUAAGUGAAAAGCGGGAUUACUCUUGAAGUUGUGUUUAGUUUUAUGUUAAAUGUAGUCUUUGUAGCUGCAUCAAAACAAUUUAAAACGCGAAUCCGAAAACUGACCCAAACUCUCUUUUUCUUUGUUUGAAUCGUUGCUUGAAUAUAUUGAAAUUUUUGCAAAGUUGUUGAAAAAGCUCUUAAAUGUCAGUUAAAAAUUUUUUGUUAUUGUUUUUGUUAAUUUUUUAAAAUAAAUUCUGUAAAUUAAUUUUAACGCUAAUGAAAAUAUCAUAAUUGAAUUUGUACAUUAAAAGCAUUUAUCUAACAGUAUUACUCCCAUCAGCAAAACAUAAACAUCAAUGCUGAAGUAUUCAUGAGCAGAAAUUUUAUUUAAACAUAGGAAUCAGUUUUACGAUACUAUAACCAAUAAAAUGAUUCAAAAUGA
Molecule: messenger RNA, 1283 nt
Organism: Hydra vulgaris (swiftwater hydra)
Lineage: Eukaryota; Metazoa; Cnidaria; Hydrozoa; Anthoathecata; Hydridae
Product: ras-related protein Rab-21
Biological process (GO): Rab protein signal transduction
Cellular component (GO): endosome; Golgi apparatus
Molecular function (GO): GTPase activity; GTP binding
Source: RefSeq, a predicted model, not a curated record